UGAAGAAAUUAUCAGUAUUGCUGUUUCAAGAGUCAAUGCUUCAUCUUGGGGCCAACUAUUUAACAUUAUUCAUUAUGAUAAAUAUGAUGUCUGCUUGGCCCCAAGAGAAAAAAGAAAGAAUUUUAGACCAACCUCUGAAUUGAACUUUCAACAAACACAACUCAAAUUUUCAUAAUUGUUUCUCUCAUCAACCUCUGACCAAUUAAUAUAACCAUUUUUGUUCAUUUCUUUCUUGUUUUUUUCCUUCUUCUUUCACCGGCACAGCAGCACCGACGAUUUUUUAUUCAAACCUUGGUAUUAAUGCAUUCUUUUGAAAACUAAGAGAAGGGAGAGUGCAUCAAGCCCUAAUUUAUGUUUCAUGUCAACAGCUGCUUCGUCUCCAUAAAUCCAUGCACUGAUGUUGAAGAUUAAGAAGGGCACAUGAUCAUAUCUGACAAGAGAAUCUCUACCUGCCUGUUGUGUCCUGUCUUUAGAGCUUCCAAAAUUCUUAACUUCCAUCCUUUGUUUUGCUUUGUUCUAUUUUUAAAGCUUGGAGAAAUUCUUGACUGAAAACCAUCAUUGCUGUUCAAUGGGAAACAAUGGAUCACCCUUUUCUUCUUCUUCUUUGGCUGCAGAUAAUCAUAACAGUAUACAGCAAUCUCAGUGGCUUCGGGCAACACUAUCAGACAUGAACAAGAGAAUGAGGGCCAUUAUGACCCUUUUGGCAGAGGAUGAAAAUUCAUCAGCAAAAACUAAGAAUUAUGAUAACCGGAGGCUGGAACUCUUUCAAAUGCUUGAACAUUUCAAUAAUUCUUAUUGUUCUUUAGCUGAAAAAUACGAUCGGUUGAGGUCCAAGUUAUGUCAUGUAACUGAUUCAGGGCUCAUCCCUUCAUCUUCUAACGCUAAUAACAAGACAAGAUUGGUAGGAGGUCUUGAUGAUCCUAAACCGGAGCUUUCUGUUUCCUGUCUGGAUUCCAUUCUUAGCGAUGCUGAUGUUGAUUGUGAUAAUGAAAAAGCUAUAGAUUUAUGCGACAAGAAAGGUAUCAAUAAGAUCAAUUAUAAUAACUUAGUACGAGAUCAGUCUAUAGAUGCGGAUGUCCUCAAAGCUAGUUCUGAGCAGGGCAAUAGUUCUGAGCACGGAGGUACAUGGUUUGAACUCAAGUUUCAAGUUACAAACCUGAUGGAGGAGAAUCUGAGGCAGCAGGCCGAGUUGGCUAGGAGAAAUAUUGAAAAGAAACUAAUCAUUAACAGGCUGCAGUUGCAGCUAGAACAUCUGAAGGGUGAGAAUAAAGACCUCCAAAGUUGUAUCAGCUGCUUAAAAGCUGUCGACAAGGAUAAGCAAUUUCAGAUGUCAAAACUAAGAAGGAUGUUUUCAGGUAGUUCAUAGGUUGAGGAUGUUCAUGAAAAAAUUUCAGUUGCCGUUUCUGCUCCAGCAUAUAUUGUAGUUCAUAUCAGAUACAACUCUAAUUUCCAACAUGAAAAAUAUAAGAGCAUCCUCUGGAAAAAAAUAUAUGGGAAUUAAUUUUCCCACAUGGUUGUCAUCCUCUUUGCAGUCAUAAAGUGACUAUGUUUCAGAUUUCAACUUGAUUCAUCAAUGAAUUUCUUGAGUUCUACAA
Ricinus communis (castor bean) is the source of this 1595-nucleotide messenger RNA. Its product is annotated as protein NETWORKED 3A. Lineage: Eukaryota; Viridiplantae; Streptophyta; Magnoliopsida; Malpighiales; Euphorbiaceae. Bases 569 to 1366 code for a protein of 265 amino acids. The transcript has 2 exons. The record is from RefSeq and is a predicted model, not a curated record. Gene Ontology annotation, molecular function: actin binding.